ACUGUCAAAGCUGUUAAGAAAGCUUCUACUAAAGCAGUGAGUAAGAAAUCAGCCAAAAAGGCAGUUGGAUUCAAAUACACUAGAGAUACCGAAUGUAAGUUCAAAUUUGGUGCUCAUGUAGGAAUGUCGGGGGGUAUUUCAAAUGCAGUGACGAAUGCCAUGGAUAUUGGUGCUAAUAGUUUUGCCUUAUUCUUGAAAUCUCCUAGAAAAUGGGUAUCUCCUGAUAUUAAGGAUGAAGAAGCAGAGAAAUUCAUUCAAUUAUGUGAAGAACAUAAUUAUAAUCCAAGAACUGACAUUCUUCCUCAUGGAUCUUAUUUUAUCAACUUGGCUAACCCAGAUAAAGAAAAGGAAGAUAAGGCAUAUGGAUCAUUUCUUGAUGAUUUAAAAAGAUGUGAAAAAUUAAAUAUCGGGUUAUAUAAUUUCCAUCCUGGUUCAAGUCUUGAUUCAGAUCAUAAAGAAGCUUUACAAAGAUUAGCUAAAAAUAUAAAUAAAGCCAUCAAAGAAACCUCAUUUGUUAAAAUUGUAAUUGAAAAUAUGGCAGGUCAUGGUAAUUUGAUUGGAUCAAAUCUUGAAGAUAUUAAGGAAGUGAUUGAUUUAAUUGAUGAUAAAUCAAGAGUUGGUGUUUGUCUUGAUACUUGUCAUUCUUUCGCUGCUGGAUAUGAUAUAACCACUGGUGAAAAAUUUGAAAAGUUCUUAAAUGAUUUCGAUGAAAUAAUAGGUCCAGAUUAUCUUAGUGCUAUACAUUUAAAUGAUUCAAAAGCUCCAUUAGGUGCAAAUCGUGAUUUACAUCAAAAAUUAGGAUAUGGUUUCUUAGGAUUAGAAGUGUUCAGAGUAAUUGCAAAUUAUCCAAGACUUCAAAGUAUUCCAAUCAUUUUAGAAACUCCAGUUGGUGAUAAUGAUUCUAUUUAUGGUGAAGAAAUCAAACUCUUAGAAUGGUUGCAAGAUAAGAAAGAAACUGAUUCAGAAUUCGUCCAAAAGAGAGAUGAACUUUCUAAAUUAGGAGCUACUGAAAGAGCAGAACAUUUAAAGAAAUUUGAAGUCAAACAAACCAAAACUAAAGCCACAAAGAGAAAAGGUGAAGCUAGCAUAACAGACUUGGUCACUAAAAAGAAAGUUAAAAAGGAAUAG
This is a messenger RNA of Scheffersomyces coipomensis, 1128 nucleotides long. RefSeq names its product DNA-(apurinic or apyrimidinic site) lyase (gene APN1). The transcript has a single exon. The record is from RefSeq and is a predicted model, not a curated record. NCBI's taxonomy places the organism in Eukaryota, Fungi, Ascomycota, Pichiomycetes, Serinales, Debaryomycetaceae. Gene Ontology annotation, biological process: base-excision repair. Gene Ontology annotation, cellular component: nucleus; mitochondrion. The annotation marks the transcript as partial. Gene Ontology annotation, molecular function: phosphoric diester hydrolase activity; DNA binding; DNA-(apurinic or apyrimidinic site) endonuclease activity.